This is a messenger RNA of Anopheles maculipalpis, 1083 nucleotides long. Its product is annotated as E3 ubiquitin-protein ligase MARCHF5-like. Bases 1 to 1083 code for a protein of 360 amino acids. NCBI's taxonomy places the organism in Eukaryota, Metazoa, Arthropoda, Insecta, Diptera, Culicidae. Gene Ontology annotation, molecular function: zinc ion binding. The transcript has 2 exons. The record is from RefSeq and is a predicted model, not a curated record.
AUGUUAACCGAUGAACCCGAGCUCGCCGCUGGCAACAGGGCGGUGGACGAGAUGCUAGCUGUUGCACCGGUAGGGGAACGACAACCUGCAACAACGACCCCGCCAGAGGAGCCGGAAGAACGAUACUGCUGGGUGUGUUUCGCCACCGAAGAGGACGAUAAGGUUGCACCGUGGGUGCAACCGUGCAACUGUCGUGGAGCCACCAAAUGGGUGCACCAGUCGUGUUUGAAGCGCUGGAUCGACGAAAAGCAGAAGGGAAACCCGUACAAGAGCAUCAGCUGUCCGCAGUGUCAAACCCGGUACAUCAUCAUACUGCCAUCGAUGGGCAGCUUUGCGUUUCUACUCGAACGGCUCGACAUAAUCGCCAAGCAGCUGAGUCCGGGCAUGGCGGCGGGCGCAAUUGUUUGUUCGAUCUACUGGUCCGCCAUAACAUUCGGUGCGGUAACGGUGCUGCAAACGACCGGCUUCGAACGGGGACUCUCGAUGAUGGAGCAGGCCGAACCGAUCGCUCUGUUGCUGUGUCUGCCUACCAUCCCGGUGGCACUGGUAAUUGGAAGGAUGUUUCGUUGGGAAGAUAUUGUGCUGCGCUUUCUGCAAAAUCGCCAGUUCGACAUCAGAAAGUAUCCGGUCAUCUCGCUAAUGCUGCCCGUUUCGAACGAACCAAGCCCCAACUAUCCAGAGGCAUACCCGAGCGGCACGAUCAGCACAUCAGAGCCACUGUCGGUGACGCGCAUCUUUUGUGGCGCUUUGCUGCUACCGACCGUUUCUACCAUUGUUGGGAAAAUAUUUUUCAAAUCGGUGAAAAAUGACCUGCACCGCACACUGCUGGGUGGAUUUGCGUUCGUGGUGGUGAAGGGUAUGCUAAAAAUAUACUUCCAUCAGAAGAAACAUAACCGUGCCAAACAACGCCAGAUACUGGACUACACGCCGGACAACGUGCGAAAGUACUGGAUGCGAAGCCAACAGCCCGAAGCGAACGAGCGUUCCGGGCAACAGCAGCAGCAUGGCCAGGGACAAGGGAUAAUGCAGCACCCGGUCAUGGAGGAGCCAAACGAGGAAAAUGUACUAAAUGGUGCAGGAUAG